Messenger RNA from Racocetra persica, 458 nucleotides. NCBI's taxonomy places the organism in Eukaryota, Fungi, Glomeromycota, Glomeromycetes, Diversisporales, Gigasporaceae. The record is from the annotation of a GenBank genome assembly.
AAAAACGUGAUAUAAAAGCUCAAACCUGGCAUAGUUUCUUCAGAUGGAAUGGAGUGGGAGAGUGGAUGCCUGAAUGCAUGGGAGAGAAAAAAUUUCUACGAGUUGUUAUUUGGGAUAAAGAACAUAAAUGCCAGGUAAUUUGUUGUGGUGACGAUGCACAGCCUCCGCCAUUCUUCGGAGAAAUGCCACAUAAUUGGUUAAAAGAGCAUGCUAAUUAUUAUGAAGAAGUUUUAACUGAUUAUUGUACAAAAUGUCCUAAGUUACAUGAACUUAAAAAAACUAUGCAUCGUAUAUUAUCAGCACAUCGCCUAUCUCGAAGAAUUGCAUCACAAAAAUGCCUUGAACUCCAUUGUAUUAAAUAUCCAGAUCUACCGGUUCCACUAAUAUAUAGGCCAAGAGAUGAAUGUAAACAAAACUGCCUCAUUUCAAUUCCUGGUUCAUCUGAGAAACAAGAACUA